This is a messenger RNA of Alternaria alternata, 1254 nucleotides long. RefSeq lists its product as hypothetical. Gene Ontology annotation, biological process: regulation of transcription by RNA polymerase II. Gene Ontology annotation, molecular function: DNA-binding transcription activator activity, RNA polymerase II-specific; zinc ion binding. NCBI's taxonomy places the organism in Eukaryota, Fungi, Ascomycota, Dothideomycetes, Pleosporales, Pleosporaceae. The transcript is spliced from 2 exons. The record is from RefSeq and is a predicted model, not a curated record. The coding region runs from base 1 to 1254 and encodes 417 amino acids.
AUGCCACUUCGUAAACCCCAUACUAAAUCACGUAAUGGUUGCUUGCCUUGCAAGAAAAGACAUAUCAAGUGCGGGGAAGAAACACCUACAUGCCAGAAUUGCAUCUUUCGACGAGUAGAUUGCGCGUAUGGAUCAAAUGCUAAACCCAGUCGACAUGAUCUCUCCAGAGCUUCAAGUUCGGAAGCUACCGGAUCCCCAACCCGCUUCCCGCUUGAAGAGCCACCAUGGCCAGCAGGGAAGCUUCGCGCACAUGAUACAGCAUUACAAUCAACGAUUGGUGUUUCGAGACGACAAGAGCUGCAGCUGAUGGUCUACUACAUAAACAGAACGAGUCGAACCCUAGCACAUGACGCCGCAGAACUUGUCGCCUGGACGGAAGCCAUCCCAGAAGAGGCUGUGCAGUACGAUUUCCUAAUGGAUGGGCUCUUGGCAAUGGCGUCGCUUCAUUUCGCAUUCUACAAUCCGGACUCGCGUAGGCAAUACACCGAAUUCGCGAUACGAUAUCAGAACGAGGGAUUGCAAAAGUACAACGACACUCUGGGAGAUAUCAACGACACAAACUGUACUGCUCUCUUUGCUUUCUCCAUUCUUAUAAAUGUCAUGGCCAUCGCUUUGCCAAAUGCAGAUCCGAGUUCUGCAAAUUCAGCGCAUACCGAGAGCCUGAUGACCACGCUUGAACUAGGGCAGGGUAUAGGAAUCAUACACUCCAAAUCCGUUACCCUCCUGACCAAUGGAAAACUGGGAUCAUUCUUCCGACCCUCACCAGGAGACUUGGACCCGGACGAUGAGACAAAAGCCGCGUUGGAAAAGCUUCGUCAACAUACAGAUAGCCUUCUGCAUUCCAAUUCCAUCGACGAAGAGCGCCAUGCUGUCUAUGCCUCAGGAAUCCGGUGUCUUGGAGUCGUUUUCGGAUACAUGACGAGCUCGAAUCAUUUAGGGCGCGUCAUUGGCUGGCCUGCGAUGAUUUGGCCAGAGGAACACAGAGAGGCGCUCAUGAGGUUGAUCCGAAACGGCGAUAUCAUGGCUCUUACCAUUUUCAUGCAUUACGGUGUGCUUUUACUCCAUAUCCGGCAUCUUUGGUGGGGGGCGCGUACGGGAAUUAGCCUCAUCGAGGACCUGGCGAUCUCGGUACAUGCUGCAGGUCCUAGUUGGGGUGCGCUGACCGAGUGGCCAAGGGGAGUCGCUAGGCGAAUUGAAGAUGGUGGGCGAGGCGCUUUCCAGUUUGACGACUCGUUGCCGGGAAGACUCGCGUAA